GAUGCGGCGUGCUUUCUUUCUGGACCUGUUUUCAUGCAGCAGGAAGAAGAGACGCUGGAAAACUCAACAAUGUUGAGCAAGAGGUCGACGGCGGCGGCUCUGCUCGCCGUGCUCGUUGGUGUUUACCUGCUGCCUUCCCCCAUCGACCCCGAACCCCACGUACUGAAGGGCCCCCCCCCGGCCCUCGAGGGGCCGCUGGCCGUCAACACCCGGCUGCAGAAGGGUCGCCGGCUGUUUCCCGGGAAACUCCACGGACCCGAGUCCUUCGCCGCGGAUGAGGAGGGUAACGUGUUCACCGGGACGGUGGACGGGAAGCUGUGGCGGAUCAGCCCCGAUGACACGCUCACUCUCAUCACACAGAUGGGGCAGGAUUUACCAGAAUGCGGCGGCAGCCCGGACUACGAGCCCGUGUGCGGUCGCCCGCACGGCGUCCGCCUGGAUCGCCGCGGUCAGCUGAUAGUCGCCGACUCGUACCUCGGGCUGCACAGCGUCGACCCCCAAACCGGAGAGAAGACUCUGCUCCGCUCCAAUGCACAGGGCGCUGGCGGCGUUCCCUUCGCCUUCCUCAACGGCCUGGAGAUCUCCUCCCAGACCGGGUUGGUUUAUUUCACCGACUCCUCCAGCCGGUGGGGGCGCAGACACGUCAGGCUGGAGGUGAUCGAGCUGAACCGCCUCGGCCGCCUCCUGUCCUACGACCCGGAGACGGGACGCGUGGACGUCCUGCUGGACGCCCUCUACAUGCCCAACGGCGUGGCGCUGUCCCCCGACGAACACUUCCUGCUGGUGGCGGAGACGAGCAUCGGACGCGUGCUGAGGUACUGGCUCAAGGGGCCGAAGGCCGGCACCAAGGAGGUCGCCGUGGACAACAUGAUCGGUUACCCCGACAACAUCCGCCUCAGCGAUCGCGGCACCUUCCUGGUCGGCAUGACGACGACGCGGUUCCGGAAGGCCACGCCUCCCUUCCUGGACCUGAUCGCCCCGUACCCGGCCCUCAAGCGCUUCCUGGCCAAGGUGGUUCCGCUGCGCUGGUACGACGUGCUGCUGCCGCGCUACGCUCUGGUCGUGGAGCUGGGGGCCGACGGCGGCGUCGUCGUGGCGACGCUGCACGACCCCGAGGGCCGGCUGACGUGGGCCGUCAGCGAGGUGUUCCAGCACCGGGGGAGGACGUACCUGGGCAGCACCGACCUGCCCUUCCUGCCCGUCCUGGAGGCGGCGGGGGGCCGAUGAGGGACGGGGGGGGGUCCGGGGCAUCCUGGUCGUCUCCCAUCCACUCCGAGAACCUUAAUUGUGGAGAUAACUAACUAAUUAUAAUUAACAUGCAAUAAUGAUAAUUAUCUUAAAAGUAUAAAAAUAUAUUUGACGGUUAGAAUUUAAAAUAAAUAUUUUAUGUAUAAAAAGGACAUUUGUGAGACUUCUGCUUCCUGAAUAACGUGUUUUAUUAUUAAGAUGAAAAACAAUUCAUCUUUUUUUUACGCUUGACUCGGAUUGUCUGCUUUUCACCAUUUUGUUUUAUUGUGAACUAAAUAGUUUUAUAACUUAUUUAAAUUGGUUCGAAGGUGACAAAAAGAACAUCAGUCUCAAAGAUAUAAGGUCAUGAAUUUAAAUGAAAAAAAGACUCAUUUUUCAGAGAGAAAAUAAACAAACCUAAAUUCUUAAAGCAUCUUUGUAAUAAUAAACUUUACUUUUUUCCCAUUUAUUCUGAGAUCAGAUUAUUCUAAAAACUGAGCGAGAUCUUCCAGUUUUAUUUUGAACAAUUUCUUUAUUCGGACAAAAAAAAACACAAGCCAGAAAUUCACACAAAUAAUCUAAAAACAAAAAGGUUCCUAAAUGAAACAGUUCUGACAGAUUGAAAAAGUGCAUCAGUGACUUGAAACCAGAGUUUCACAUUAAUUCAGUUCAGAAACACUGCAGAGGAAAUAUGAAGUCUAAGAACUAAACACUGUUUUACUGCUGGAAAUAAAAAGUACAGUUUGAGAAAAUAAUCAG
Messenger RNA from Pungitius pungitius (ninespine stickleback), 1986 nucleotides. RefSeq lists its product as uncharacterized. Gene Ontology annotation, molecular function: hydrolase activity; strictosidine synthase activity. Lineage: Eukaryota; Metazoa; Chordata; Actinopteri; Perciformes; Gasterosteidae. Gene Ontology annotation, cellular component: endomembrane system. The transcript has 9 exons. The record is from RefSeq and is a predicted model, not a curated record. Bases 34 to 1227 code for a protein of 397 amino acids. Gene Ontology annotation, biological process: biosynthetic process.